AGAUGUGUUUUCCUUGAGUGGUGUGAAAACAAAAUGUUAAACAGUUAUGACAUUGUCUGAUCAGCUGUUAUUCGUUUAAGAAAGCUUGUAUGAAUUCAGAAUUCAGUAAUAUGAAGGAGAGCUGAUCACCUUUAAUAUUUUUCAUCACAUUCUAUGACAGAAUGCUUUUAGAGGAAGGUGAAGAAGAGGAGCAGAACAUAUCUUAUGGCGUAAGGCAGCAAGAAGAGAACAACAUGGAGACCAAUAAUCCGUCUGGCUCUGGGGUUGAAGUUACGGUUUCUUCAACCAGUGGGACAGAUGUCCAAUUUGAAAAUUCAUCUGGUGAGAGACUACAAUCACAAGGAAGUGGCCUCCUUAAUGUUUCUGACUCUGUCAUUGAAACAGGAGCUAGUUUAAGUCCUGGUGCACCAAAUAAUCCUGGCACAAGUGGUGUCAGCUCCGCUCCUGCCACACCUGAAGCUCACCGUCAGGACCGAGGAUUCCUCAUACAAUCAUCCCCAUUGACUGCAUUUGGAGCUCUACCUGAAAUCACGAGCAUUAAAGAAGGGACUAUGUUGCCAUGGGGUGCCCACAAGGAACGUUCUUCCUAUCCAACAUGUGUAAAUGUUGAUAUAAAUAUAAGGCCUGGGGAGUUUGUGAUGCGGACAUUGUUUGCAGAGUUCACUAUUCAGGCUGAGAAAAAAAUUGAGUCUGUUUUGGCAGAUCCUCCGGAACGAUUAUUAUCUAAAGCAUUGCAGCGUGGAGAAGACUUAGUAUUUGAUCAGCUCUUAAGUGCUUUUGGCUCAGUUGCUGAACAUUGUCUGCCAUCAAUUCUUAGAGCUCUCUUUGCUUGGUAUGAAAGACAAAUGGGAGUUUCAGAUCCUGUAUCCAUUGAACAAAAGAAAAGUGACCAGAAAGGGAAAAGCUCCGAGUCAACUGAGCGCAGUGAAGCAGAUUUGCAGCAAGAACGCAGAGAUCUAGCUGUGGAGUUCAUAUUUUGUCUGAUGCUUAUUGAGGUGCUCAGACAACUUCCAUUUCACCCUGGUCAUGAAGAUCUUGUAAAAUACAUUGAAGAUAUUGCAUUUAAACAUUUCAAACAUCGUGAAGGAUCACAAAGUAGCCCCAAUGCUGCAAAUAUUCAUAUUGUGGCUGAUCUUUACGCAGAGGUUAUUGGAGCCCUGGCUCAGUCCAGAUUUUCCUCUGUUCGUAAGCGUUUUAUGGCUGAAUUGAAGGAAUUGCGAAGCAAAGAGCCUAGCACUAAUCCUCAGCACAGUAUGUCUACCACACACAGCAUUAUAGCUUUACUUAUGGGCAUGAAAUUCUUUCGGGUAAAGAUGGUGCCCAUUGAGGAAUUUGAAGCAUCUUUCCAGUUUAUGCAAGAAUGUGCUCAGUACUUUUUGGAAGUUAAGGACAAAGAUGUGAAGCAUGCAUUAGCUGGCCUAUUUGUUGAAAUUUUGGUACCAGUUGCAGCAACAGUUAAAAAUGAAGUAAAUGUGCCAUGCCUCAAGAAUUUUGUUGAAAUGCUUUAUCCUCAGACAUUGGACAUGUGUACCAAAAAUAAGCAUCGGCUGCCACUGUUUCCUAUGGUCACUUGUUUGCUGUGUGUCAGUCAAAAGCAGUUCUUUUUACAAAACUGGCAUUAUUUUCUUGCUAUGUGUCUGUCACACCUAAAAAAUAAAGACCCAAAAAUGUGUCGUGUGGCUCUGGAAGCUCUCUAUCGUCUUCUGUGGGUGUAUAUGAUUCGUAUCAAGUGUGAAAGUAACACAGCGACUCAGUCCCGAUUGCAGAGUAUUGUGAAUUCUUUAUUUCCAAAAGGAUCAAAAGCAGUUGUGCCCCGAGAUACACCUUUGAAUAUUUUUGUGAAGAUUAUUCAAUUCAUUGCUCAAGAAAGGCUGGACUUUGCUAUGAGGGAGAUUGUGUUUGACUUGCUGUCAGUAGGACGUCCAAUUAAAAUAAUCCUGACUCCCGAACGAAUGAGCAUUGGGUUGCGAGCUUUUCUUGUGGUGGCUGAUAGCCUUCAACAAAAAGAAGGGGAGCCCCCUAUGCCUCGUACUGUGGGAGUGAUGCCAUCCGGAAAUACUCUACGUGUGAAGAAGACUUUCCUUAACAAAAUGCUCACAGAAGAUACUGCACGAAGCAUUGGAAUGCAUGCUUACUUCCCUCACGUACGGAGAGUCUUUGUAGAUAUAUUACGUGCAUUGGAUGUGCACUACGGUCGCCCUCUGAUGUUAACAAAUGUUCAAAAUGUCAACAAGGAGUCGCAUGCCACAUCAAACCCAAGCUUUUCCUCUUACUUUCUUCGUCAAGAGCCUGAUGAGCUUAUAACUGGAGAAAGGAAGCCUCGCAUUGAUUUGUUCCGUACUUGUGUUGCUGCUGUACCAAGACUGAUACCUGAUGGCAUCACUGGAGCUGAACUUGUAGAUCUCCUUGCCAGACUUACUGUUCAUAUGGAUGAAGAGUUACGCGUUCUUGCAUUUCAAAGUCUUCAGACUUUAGUCAUUGACUUCCCUGACUGGAGGCAGGAUGUCAUCUGUGGAUUCACUCAGUUUGUUGCAAGGGAUGUGCAAGAUACAUUUCCACAACUUCUAGACAAUGGCCUGAGAAUGCUCUUGCAGUUACUUACUAGCUGGAAAAACGCACUGGUUGUUCCCGGGACCACAACAUUGCGAACUUCAGUUGCACAUUCUUCUCAACCUGUUCCUACGCAUCCACCCUCUGCAGCCAGCAGUGACCGAGGUAGUGAAAGAAGUACCAUUAGUGACCGCAGCACAGCUAGCGAAAGGGAAUUCCACAUUCUUCAACCAAAGAAACUGCAGGAUGCUGUUCAGAAAGUGGAAGCUGUUGGAAAUGUCUUGCACAUGGUGGAGGCAUUAGCCUUAGUUAUGCUGUGCCACUGCAGGUUAUAUCCUCGCAGACUCUCGGUGCACAUACUCAGGGAAGUGAAGCAUUUGCUAAAGUUAAUGGGUUCGGCAGGUCCUGAUCAACCAGUCAUUGAUGUUAUUGAUAAAUGUUGCCCUGUAGUGUUUGAGAAGUGCCUCAGCUCUCUCCCUCCAGCUGAAAAGUCUGCAGCAUUAGCCAUUUCUUCCAUUGAUUUGCAAUGGAUAGCUGACCGUAGUUCCUCAGUUUGGACUGCAGGUUUUCAGGAUGAAAAUAGUACCAAGAGCUCUUCCCAGUUGAAUUUGGCUGGAUUCGACCCUUGGACAACAUGUUUGUUUGGCUUCUUAGAGAAAGAUCGAGUACUGUCUUGUUGUCCGACUGCUGUCAUUCAUUCUUGGCCUAUAGUGUUUUCAAGAAUUAACUCUCUGUUUACUGUAAUUGAUCCAACGCCUGUCAGUGACAACCGUGCAUCUUUGCUCAGAAGUUCUGUAACAGUAAAGAAGCCAGUAAAUGAGAGAGACAUUUACAUGCAUGUGUGGAAAACUUAUGUUGCAUUUGCAUUUCGUGUCGUCCCUCCCAUCCCCAGCCCUAUCGUUCGAUGUGCCUCUCCAGAUUUGAGCCUGAGCUCCUCUCCAGACAGCCUGACUAACGAGCGUGGAGACAGCAAGGCCCCCUCCAGCACACAGGUGUCGCCAAGCGGCCUGUACAAGUUGGUCGUCCCACUUCUGCGUUGCGAGGCGGCUGACGUCCGGGACGCGGCCGUUCAGGCCCUCGGCAGAGUCAACGUGGACGCGCUCAAGGACCUGUUGGAGGAGCUGGUUCUGUACAUCCGGGAGGCCGUCGAUCGAAAGCAGGAGAACAUGCGGCGUCGUCGUCGACGGGACGCUCUCCGGCUGCAGGUGGUGCGCGUCCUGGAGCUGGUGGCUGAACACGGCACCUUCGGCAUGAGCUCUUGUGUGCUGGAGAGGGACACUCAGUCUCUGCACCCGACCAUCGUCGAGUACAUCGAGGGCGCUAGAAUCUACCUUGAGAGCGAACCAGAGAAGGACCUGCCAUCGACAGUCAAGCUGCACUUCUGCAAUUUCCUCCGGAAGAUGAUAAAAAGCUUUUCUCUGGAGACGUGCCAUACGCUGCUCAAGAGGGACCUGCGGCGCAACCUCUUCUCGCUCUUCACCGGCUGGACGGGACGCUUCGGCCGCGCGCUCGGCGUCGGCCAGGCGCAGCAGGAGGCUCAGCCGGACGACUCGGCGGCCUGCACCGAGCUGCAGCUGUCCGCCCUGCAGGCCAUGAGCGCGCUGCUGUGCUGCGGGCCCUGCUUCGACCCGGAGGCCCUGUCCGAGGACGGCGCCCUGUACCCCUGGCUGGACAUGCUCCUCUCCUCGCACGACGAGAAGGUGAGCCCCUGGGCCCCCGCAGGGUAG
Messenger RNA from Frankliniella occidentalis (western flower thrips), 4277 nucleotides. RefSeq names its product protein furry-like. Gene Ontology annotation, cellular component: cell cortex; site of polarized growth. Lineage: Eukaryota; Metazoa; Arthropoda; Insecta; Thysanoptera; Thripidae. Gene Ontology annotation, biological process: cell morphogenesis; neuron projection development. Bases 162 to 4277 code for a protein of 1371 amino acids. The transcript is spliced from 14 exons. The record is from RefSeq and is a predicted model, not a curated record.